Molecule: messenger RNA, 924 nt
Organism: Ananas comosus (pineapple)
Lineage: Eukaryota; Viridiplantae; Streptophyta; Magnoliopsida; Poales; Bromeliaceae
Product: (+)-neomenthol dehydrogenase-like
Exons: 5
Coding region: 1-924 (307 amino acids)
Cellular component (GO): membrane
Molecular function (GO): oxidoreductase activity, acting on the CH-OH group of donors, NAD or NADP as acceptor
Source: RefSeq, a predicted model, not a curated record
AUGACUGAGAUUAAGAAAGCCCUUCAGAUUUUUUGGAUUGCUGUGGUAACAGGAGGGAACAAAGGAAUUGGAUUGGAGAUAUGCAGGCAGUUGGCCUCUAAUGGAGUCAGAGUCAUACUAACUGCUAGAGAUGAGAAGAGGGGUUUGGAAGCAGUAGAAAAGCUCAAACAAUCCACGCUUUCUGAUGUAAUCUUCCACCGAUUAGAUGUGACCGAUCAUUCCAGCAUUGAUUCAUUAUCGGAGUUCGUCAAGAUUUCUUUUGGAAAGCUUGAUAUCUUGGUGAACAAUGCUGCAAUAGGAGGAGUCACAAUCGACGCCGAGAUACUGAACAGUCUUAAGAUUGAAAGUGAGAAGAAAACUCGAAGCAUCGUGAUGGAUUUUCUUAGUAAUCUGCAACAGAAUUAUGAGAUGGCUGAAGAGUGCUUGAAAACAAACUUCUAUGGCACUAGAGAUGUUACCCAAGCACUUAUCCCCCUUCUACUGUCAUCCAAUUCUGGAAGAAUAGUAAAUGUUUCAGCAAAAAUUGCGCAAUUUAAGGCGAAUAAAUCAACUGAAGCCAAAAGCUCAUGGAGGUGCUUCAGAAAAGGUGAUGGGCAAACAGAGGAGAAGCUGCUGGAGUUAUCCAGUUCCUUUUUAGAUGACUUCAGAGGAGGCAAAUUGCAAUGCAAUGGGUGGCCAACAACUACAUCAGCAUACACAGUGUCUAAAGCUUUAGUAAAUUCAUACACUAUGAUUUUGGCCCAAAAAUACCCUUCUUUGUGCAUAAAUUGUGUAAACCCCGGUUUUGUUAAAACUGAUAUGAAUUGGAACAUUGGAAUUAUGACCGUUGAAGAAGGUGCCAAGGGACCUGUCAUGUUAGCCCUAAUGGACGGUCCUGAUCGCUCCGGUCUCUUCUUUGAUCAGAUUGAAGAGUCCACCAUUUGA